CUCAACCCCGGUGCCACGGAAGGCGGCGGCAUUGGAUCGACAUGUCUCGGGAUUCAGGGAGGCGCUCAAGGGACUGGAGGCCCUCGACGUUAAGGAUCAGCUCGGGGAUUGCGCAGUGGUAUACCACGCCACGCGACUCCUAGAUCGCGUGACGCGCGAGCAGUGGGAGAACUCGGUCGGAGCUACGCGAGACUACCCCACGUUCGAGAAGCUUGACGAGUUUCUGACGACACGGAUCAGGGCUCUCGAACGGAUCGAGAGUACGACAGCUCAGCCUGGUCCCAGUACAGCCUCCUCACCAUCCAGGAAGUCGGCAGCUCAGCAAGUGGCUCAUCAGGCGACUAACCAGGGCGACACGUCGUACCCGUGCGACUGCUGCAACGCUCCCCAUUUCAUCGUGAUGUGCAGCAAAUUCCGGGCGCUACCACCAUUCGAGCGGCACACAGUGGCGAUACAGAAGCGGUUGUGCUUCAAUUGUCUGGGACGCCACAGCGUGCGAGCAUGCAAGUCCCAGCGGGGGUGCAAGAAGUGCUCUCAGCGGCAUCAUACGAUGCUCCACGAUGCAUCUGCAACAACACCGACCGCUCAAAAGCCUUGCAGCUCGUCGGCCUUGGCAGUGAUUAGCUCAUCGAUCACGCAGCACUCAGUACGUCUGCUCAUUGACACAGGAUCCGAGCUCACCUUCGUCUCGGAGAAUCUCAUUCGGCAGCUCAACAUCCCUCGUCAAUACUCAGGUAUUGUCAUCACUGGAAUUGCAGGCAAGGAGUGUACUCGGACACGAGGAGUCGUGUCACUCACGUUACGCUCGACACAUUCCAACGCAGCUGCCACAAUUCAAGCUCAUGUCCUCCGGACAGUUACAUCAAUCUUACCAUCGUUCGAGGCGGAACCGGAAGAAUGGCCGCAUCUCAGGAACUUGGCAUUAGCCGAUCCUGACUUUCUCAUUCCACGGCCAGUUGACAUCCUCAUCGGCGCAGACGCUUAUGGGCAAAUCAUCAAGUCCAAUGUCAUCAGGCAUUCUCCACUCAUGCCGAUAGCACAACUCUCCAUUUUCGGAUGGCUCGUUUUGGGACCAGUCAAGAGAGAAGCAACACGCACAUCAACGCACCAUGCUUGA
Molecule: messenger RNA, 1117 nt
Organism: Vollenhovia emeryi
Lineage: Eukaryota; Metazoa; Arthropoda; Insecta; Hymenoptera; Formicidae
Exons: 2
Biological process (GO): proteolysis
Molecular function (GO): aspartic-type endopeptidase activity
Source: RefSeq, a predicted model, not a curated record